Messenger RNA from Trichobilharzia regenti, 652 nucleotides. Lineage: Eukaryota; Metazoa; Platyhelminthes; Trematoda; Strigeidida; Schistosomatidae. The record is from the annotation of a GenBank genome assembly.
CUACUUCCAUUUGUAUAGUUAGCUUAUAACGAAUAUGAUUUGAUUAUAGAUACUUUUGAUUUCUCCCUCUAUUUAUUAUUUUUAUAAAAGUCUCCAUAUUUAUUUAUUUCUUCAGGAAGAAGCUGCUGGAAAGCGUAGAAAACUGCGUAAACUAAGCACAAUGUAUCUGCAAGCAAAAUCUGAACUGGAAGAUCUAAAGAAUGAACAUACUCGUGAAAUGGAAGGUUUACUGGAUAAUAUACGCCAACUUAGUAGAGAAUUAGCACACCACACAUUGAUUAUUGACAGAUUUAUUCCACAACCAUAUCAAGUAAUUUGCAAGCGGUUAUUAGAGAUUAGAUUUGUGUUUUGGUGCAUAUUUGUAGACGCUUUCAAUGCUCUCAUAUUAGUAUCAUUUUUGUCAAGAGAGUUAUGCACUUUUCCAAACAUCAAGUCUACAUUUAAAGACUGGAAUUUAUUUAUAUUCAUAGUAUGUCAUUAUAAUAGCAACGAUUAUUUUUGAGUUAAAUUGAAGACUUAAGUUUUUUGUGUCUCCUAAAUGCAUCCGUUCAAGUUGUCACAUUUCAUAAAGUAUACGUAAAGUUAGAAAGAAAAUGAAAUCCAGAAAAACUAUACGAAGUGGAAAUGUAAAGGAGGAAGCAUGUAGGCUUAA